AUGUCACCGGCACAAGAUCAAUACUACGUGAUUCCCAACGUCAACGCCAUGGACCCUAACGCUCGGGAGUUCGACUUGGCCUCUCAGGGCUGGAUUCAAGCCACCAUCAUCGAGGACGACGACCUCAUGUUCGGCGGCAAGUCCUUGAGCACAUGGUACGAGGAGGAACGGAGACGUCUGAGCAACGGGUCUUCAGAUGAAGAGGAGCACCGCGGUCGCCAAAGGGUCCGCAAGCACCACUCUUCCCAUAAGCAUCAUCACCACCAAGCGAAGCAGCACUCUCCCAGCUCCGACAAGAAACACUGA
Messenger RNA from Colletotrichum graminicola M1.001, 306 nucleotides. RefSeq lists its product as uncharacterized. The transcript is spliced from 2 exons. The record is from RefSeq and is a predicted model, not a curated record. NCBI's taxonomy places the organism in Eukaryota, Fungi, Ascomycota, Sordariomycetes, Glomerellales, Glomerellaceae. The coding region runs from base 1 to 306 and encodes 101 amino acids.